Molecule: messenger RNA, 2030 nt
Organism: Tetranychus urticae (two-spotted spider mite)
Lineage: Eukaryota; Metazoa; Arthropoda; Arachnida; Trombidiformes; Tetranychidae
Product: MFS-type transporter SLC18B1
Biological process (GO): transmembrane transport
Molecular function (GO): transmembrane transporter activity
Source: RefSeq, a predicted model, not a curated record
ACCCACAAGGACACUAGAAUUUUUAACUCACCAUCUUUUUUGUUUUCACUAGGCAAAUCUUUCAUACCAUUGUGAAAAAAAUGAUCUGUUCAUUUUGUCAAUAAUUUCAUCGUAAUUCGUAAUUUGAACUUUCAACUAAAAAUUGUGUAAAUUAUUCAACUUUUACAGUUUGCAUUGGCAGUGAUCUUAUCUUUCCAUCUAACCGUCUAUUCAACAAAAUACUGGUUUACGUGGUUUCAUCUCAUUUUUAUCAACACUGGAUGACUUAUUUUGUUUGACCAGUUUCACCAGUAAUUUGACUUUUUUUUUACUUACGACUGUGAUUUUAACCAAAAAGGAUAUAAUAUGACUUCUCGCACUAGAUAUGGUUCAGAAGUCAGUUCCAUACGAUUGUCGACUCGCUCAGCUCCAAGAUACUGGGGUCAAUCAGUGGCUAGUGGUGACUAUGAAGCUAUAAAAGGAUCCCAAGAACCUGGCUCAUAUUUAACUAAAAGACAACAAAUUUUAUUUAUUUUUGCUCUGUGUUACGCAAAUUUCGCCGAAGCCGCAUGUUACUCACUUCAAGCACCAUUUUUCCCCAAAGUGGCUGAAGAUAAAGGCGCCUCACCAGCUGUUUAUGGUUUCAUCUAUGCUGUCCUCGAAAUAACCAUUUUAUUUACCUCGCCAUUUUUUGGCAAAUUAGUCGCUUAUAUAUCAUGUAAUAUUUUGAUGCAAUUUGGUCUCGCUGUUUCUGGACUGACAAUAAUUUUAUUUGGGUUCACCAUUUACUUGCCAUCAGGACCUACUUUUAUCAUAGUUUGCUUCAUAAUUAGAAUUAUUGAUGGAGUUGGUGUUUCAGCCAACCUGACUUCAAGUUAUUCAGCCAUGGCUUCGCAGUUUCCAGAAAAAAUUGCGCUAGUUUUUGGCAUUCUUGAAGUUGCUUUCUCUCUUGGGUCAACGUUGGGACCAACUUUUGGUGGUUUCCUUUAUGAAGUUGGAGGCUAUUCAUUUCCAUUCAUGGUUCUUGGAUUCAUCCUUUUUGCAGCGACAUUUAUUAACCUCUAUUGUGCCCCAAAGAUAGAUACGCCAUCAACUCGACGACCGGUUUCCAUAAUCACCUUUUUGGCCGACUUUGAAACUCUGGUUGAUUUAUUAGGAAUUUGUAUUGCUUUCAUGGAUUUGGGUUUAUUGAAUGUUAUAUUAGAACCUCAUAUACGACGAUUCAAUCUCAGGCCCUUUUAUUUAGGAUUAAUUUUUGUUACACACGGCAUUGCCUAUGCAAUUUUCAGUCCAAUAAUCGGUUGGAUUGUUGAUCAAGGAGUUCCUCCUAAAGUGAUGAAUCUCAUUUGUUGUCCCAUCUCUUUGAUCGGUGCAUUAUUUGUUGGUCCAAUUCCUUUAAUUAACAUAGAGCCUACAGUUUGGACAGUUGUUCCUUCCCUGGCUUUCAUUGGAAUAGGUGAAGCUGGCAGAGCCUUGUGUGGUUUUGUUUCCGUUAAAAAAGAUACAAUACAUCGAAGAGGUUUCCUGGAAAACAUUGAAACAUAUGGUCUUAUCACAAGUACAUUUUUGGCAUGUACCAGUGUUGGAUUUUCAAUCGGACCUUCCAUCGGAGGAAUAGUUAUGGAAGCAUACGACACUCGAGUCACAACCUAUGUAAAUGUAGCAACAAACAUCUUCAUGGCAAUCAUGUUAACUAUAUGCCUCGUUUAUCGUCGUUACUCAAAAGCCAGUCUACCGGAUGACACUUUAAGUCUACUUAGGAAUCAAGUCCACGCCAAUAGCCAUCAUUGAUCAUGUAUUACAUUUUUAAUGUAUAAAAAUUGGAAUUUUUAGUGUUCACAAAUCCAGACAAUAGAUUCUCAAUGUAAACAAAAUGAGUUUUUUUGGUAAAGAUAAAUUACCUCAAUCAGAAGCUGGAAAAAUGCUCAUUAUCCGGAUUAAAUGAUUAACUAAAUAAAUUAUUGAAACUAGUUUUGUAAAAUUAUUGUGUAAAACUAGUUUACUAUUUUGAUUGUUGCCAUAAAAAAUUAAAGGUCUUAAUUUUUUCACUA